GAGGUGGCGGGGGUGACAUUGGAGGGGGGCGGCGGUGGCGGAGCUGCCAUCAUGCUGGCGUCGCUGGGGCGGUCGGCGGGGCGGCUGCUGCGGGCCGGGAGCGGCGCGACCGGGCUGCGGCACGCGGGCGACGGGGUGCACAUCCAGCCGCGGUACCGGCAGUUCCCGGAGCUGACGCGGGCGCAGGUGAUCCGGAGCGAGCUCCUCAGCGGCUUCAUGUGGUUCUGGAUCUUCUGGCACUUCUGGCACAGCUCGGACGCGGUGCUGGGCCACUUCCCCUACCCCGACCCUUCGGCCUGGACGGACGAGGAGCUGGGGAUCCCUCCGGACGACGCGGAAUAGGCGCCGCCGGCCGCGGUACACUGACCCAGCAUUACCUAACCUUAAGGACAUGCUGUCUCUCUUUCUAGAGAGACACCUGUGCAGUUUUCCCCUUAAAGGUUUGAGGCUUUUGCUCAUUUCUGAUUAAUUACCCUCUCUCUUAAGCUGCUGUGUCACAUUAUGGCUCUAAAACUAAAACAGCUUCACCUACUGCUGAAGGCAGCAUGGGUGCUAUUGAGGAGGUCCUUCCCUUGCUCUUGGUGGUGGGAAAAGGACAGGUGAAAAGGUUCUCAGGAUUCUCUUCUGUCACUUGCAGGUCCCUGGAACUAAAGAGGUCCCUGGAACCAAAGCUUUGGCUCCUCCAUCCUUAUUUCAAUAAAAGUUAACCAUAAACAAACUCUAAGCUAAA
Molecule: messenger RNA, 730 nt
Organism: Harpia harpyja (harpy eagle)
Lineage: Eukaryota; Metazoa; Chordata; Aves; Accipitriformes; Accipitridae
Gene: NDUFB2
Product: NADH:ubiquinone oxidoreductase subunit B2
Exons: 4
Coding region: 52-342 (96 amino acids)
Cellular component (GO): mitochondrial inner membrane
Source: RefSeq, a predicted model, not a curated record